UUAUUGAUGUGGUUCUAUUUAUUUUUUGUAUUAAUAUAAUAUUAUUAUGAUAUUCCUCAAAAAAUUGAUCAGGGACUUUUUUAUGUUGGUAUUGAUUUUGCUUUUGAAUCGUGUUCAAAUCAACGGUUGCUAGAUAAACAAAACAAUGAACGAUUUUAUUGAAAAAUUAAAUACGCAAAUUAUAAUUUGUAAGAAAUUUUUGGAAACAUUAGAUUCCAAUAUAUUAAUUAAAGAAAAUGUGCUGAAAUGGUUUCAAGAAUUGUGCUUAAAUUUUACAAAUAUUACAACUUUGAUUGUGGAAUUUAAGAAAUCUCUGCUGGAAACUACACAUAAAGAAUCAAAACAAACAUUAUUUCUACAUUUAAAACAAUGUUCAACUUUAUUGUGCCUGUUAGUAAACAUAUUUGUGAAAGAAACUGAAAUAUCAGAACCCCUAACGGAGGCAAGAAAUUUUGUAACAAAACAACUGUUUUGGUGUUUGGAUGGUAUUUGUAACUCAUUGCAAAACAAGGUCUGCGAUGAUCCAUCCAAUAAUUUUAUUUCAUGGAUGGACAAAUCACUAGAUAAGUUAGCUGAAAUUUAUGAUGCUGAAGGGAGGGAGAUGCAAAUUGUGACCGAAGCCAAAUUGCUCAUUGAAGAAGUAUUGUGUCAUGCCAUGUCGAUAUCCCAAAUAGCUUUACCAGUUGAUCAAAAGAUUAUCAAAGGAAGCAGCCAAGCUGUUUUAAAUUCAUUAGAGCAAUUAAUUAAUGAAAUAUCAGAACCUCUAAAAAACAAGGCUAUGGUUAACUUAUUUGCUGAUAGUUGUAAUGAUAAAUUAUGUGCAUUAGAAAGCAAAGUCAACACAGCCGUUUUAAGACUAAGUUUACAGGUAUUCUCUGAGUAUACCCAAGCUUUACAGGAAAUCCAUGACUUUUGCUUCAACAGAGAAAAUAGAGGACAAACUGACAAGUUGGAUGUACUAGUUGCUGACUUUGAUAUGCAUAUUGACAGAAUUAUGCAGAUUGGUCUAUUUGCAGUUUCAGUAACAAGUCCUACAGAAAGAAUAGUUAAGAUUAGAAGUUGUUUAGCUAGUUUGGAAGGAUUAGAGAGUGAAUUAAUACCAGCAUUAACAGCAGUACUUCAAGAUGAUUCAGUACAUAAUGUUAACUUUGCACUUACAUUAGAAAAGCACUGGAUACAGGAAUCUAAAAUAUUACAGGAGCUGAUUUUUUUGAUCAUUGAUCCUCUUGCUUUUUGUCAGGUAAUUUACGAGGAAAACAAACAAAUAAUUGAGAAAUUAUCUGAAAUAGUAGAUAAAGGUAUAAAUCGAAAAGUAAUUGAACCCUUCAUCAAAAAUUCCACAGUUCUAAAGGAUUUCAUGCCAAUAGCAAUCAAAGAAUCUGAAGAAUCUAAUAAUGUUGAACAAGGCAUAAAAGAUGGUAAAAUCAAGAACUCUCUUACAAAUUUUAAAACUGUUUUUUAUGAAUUGAAAGCAGCCUGUAAAACUUUUCUAACUGACAAUAUAAACUCAUCAAAUCUUGGUAGUACAAAAAUUUUAAAAAGAUGCAGAGUGUUGAUGACUUGCAUUAAGGACAUGAGGACUUACUAUGUACAGCAUGAAAUUCCGCAGUGCACUGAUACAGAUUUACCAGAAGAUACUGCCAAAGAGGUGGAAGCUCCCAAAACAUUUUUUGAACAUAUUGUGAACAGAGGAAACCAAAUUUUAAAAGAUCGCAGCAUACUUUACCGCAGUUCCAUAAAGACUAGCGAGGAUGUGAGACUAACUGCUGUUAAAAAAAUAAAUAUUAUGAAAGGCCAACGAAAUAAGUCUCUUCCUUUAUCUAAAUUGGUUCAUUUAAAAAAGUUUAGUGCUUUAGACGUUAGGAGUAAAUUAGACUUAAAUGAGGACAACAGCCAAAUAUCUGAUAUACUUCAAGAUUUAUCACAAGUAUCUCAUUAUUUACAUGAAGCAACGUAUUGAUUUUAUAAAAUCUUACAAAAGAAACUGUGAUUUCAAUGCUGAUUUUAUUUGAUAUGUAUGAAAAGGGUGGUGAAGUUGAUUAAUAUUUAGUGUUCCAUUAUAAAAAUGUUUCAAUUCACUUGACAAUUAUGUUUAUAUAUAAAAUAUGUUUUAUAUUUUAGAUGUUAUAUAUUUUUUAAUCAAUAAA
This is a messenger RNA of Aethina tumida (small hive beetle), 2147 nucleotides long. RefSeq names its product serendipity locus protein alpha. Bases 146 to 1960 code for a protein of 604 amino acids. NCBI's taxonomy places the organism in Eukaryota, Metazoa, Arthropoda, Insecta, Coleoptera, Nitidulidae. Gene Ontology annotation, biological process: cellularization; cell-cell adhesion; cell migration. Gene Ontology annotation, cellular component: membrane; cytoplasm; catenin complex. The transcript has 9 exons. Gene Ontology annotation, molecular function: actin filament binding; beta-catenin binding. The record is from RefSeq and is a predicted model, not a curated record.